CCCCCCGGCAGCCUCUGGCUCAGCCCGCGGCAGCGGAGGCGGCUGGCCGUGCCCAUGGCAGCCCGCCUGCUCCCCCUGCGCCUGCUGCUCUUGGCAGGGAUGUGGGCCAUCCCCGGCCACGGAGAAGCCACCCUGAGACCUGGAGAGCCCAGCUUACGGCUCACCCACGGUGGCUGCCGCUGCGCCGGGAUGCUGGAGGUGAUGUGGGAGAGAAAGUGGAACCGCGUGUGCCGGGAGAGCGUGAGCAAGGUUGGCUUGGGUGGCAUCUGCCAGCAGCUGGGUUGUGGCCCCCCCGUCACCGAGCACCCCCGGGUCAUCUUCACCGGCGGGAAGGAGCCACGCGCGCUGCAGUGCCUGGGGACAGCGGCCUCCCUGACGCAGUGCCACUACGUGCUGGCAAACUGCACCGAGCAUGCUGUCCUCGCCUGCAGCGAGCUGGUGAAAACCACCCCUGAGCCCCGACCGACACCGCCGGUUACCACCCCGGAGCCCACCGGACCCGCCAGGCUGCAGCUGGUGGAUGGGGACUUUGGCUGCUCGGGUUUCGUGGAGCUGCACAGGCAGGGGUUGUGGGGGGCUGUGGGAGACAGCCUCGGCAACUGGCCAGAGCUGGCCCCCCGCAUCUGCCAGGCUCUCCACUGCGGCAACGCCAUCAACGACCACGGCCAUGCCAAGCCGGAGCAGAAAAGCCACUUGCCGGUGCGGUGGGAGGUGGUGGAGCCCUGCAAGGACCGUCAGCUCUUUGACUGCUUCAACAGGACCAGCUCCUGGCAGGGGAAGGUGCCUGCCUUCAUCAUCUGCUCGGGCUCGCAGCCGCAGGCCCUGCGGAGGCUGGCGGCCGGCCCCACGCCUUGCGAAGGGGACAUCGAGGUCUUUCACAAGGGACGGUGGCAGGUGCUGUGUGACAACAAGGUGCAGCGAGCUGAGUGGGGCAGGCAGCUGUGCCAAGAGCUGCGCUGUGGGAACCUCUCCUCCAGCACCCGGAUCCAGGACCCCACCUCAGGAGGUGUCACCUGCGGGACCUCCAACUUGCGCCACUGCUCCAACAACCUCGGGGUGCCCCGGAUGUGCUCCAGGAUCAGAAUCGUGUGCCAGGACUCGAAGCCACAUCCCACCGGCACGGCGGCGGGCACCAUCGUGAGCAUCUGCCUGGCCCUGCUUCUCUUCGCCAUCCUCUUGCUCAUCUGCGGCCCUCCUGCCUACAGGAGGCUGAUGAAGAAAAUCUCCAAAAAGAAGCAGCGCCAGUGGAUCGGCCCCACGGGACUCAACCAAACUGUUUCCUUCCACCGCAACAGCACCGUCACCCUGAGGCCGCGGGCGGAGGGGCAGCGGGUGCAAGGGGGGGACAACGACUACACUCAGCCCCCCCAGAAGAGCUCCUACCUCUCGGCUUACCCAGCCCUGGAAGGUGCGUGCAGAGCUUCCAACCCUCCGGACAACUCCUCCGACAGCGAUUACGACCUGCACUCUGCCCGUAGAGUGUGACCCCCCCUUGCCUCACCUCUCGCCAGAACCAGGACCCCCGUGGGCUUCCCUUGUCCCCAGCCGAGCCAUCCACGUGUGUGUGUGUUGUGUGUGUGUCCCCCCCCCCCGCCUGUCACCCAGCACUGUCCCAGGGUGGUCAGGCAUGUGGCAGCCAAGCUGAGCAACUGCUGAAUGAGCGGCUUUUCUUGCAUUUUUUUCUUUUUUUGGCAAGCACCCUCGUUUCCGUUGUCAGCCACCUUCCCACCCUGCAGGCAGAGGUGGGAUGAAGCACAAAAAAAGUAAAAUUUUGAGCAACGUGAGAGAGCGGAAGACGUUCCUGCCCAGGCCCGGGGCGGGAGGUGGGGUUGAGCGAGAUGAUUUUUGAAAAGCCUUCUUCCAACCCAAACCCUCUUGCGAUUCUACGCCAUGAUGAACUGAACAGAGGUGACGCAAGACCUGUGCUGCUCACCUUGAAAACCCACCUGCAUCCCUCCCCCACCCCCACCCCAGCAUGACGUGAGACCUCUGGGGGGUUUGGGGGGGCCAGGUCCCCCCAGUCCCUGCCAGACACAGAGCCAAGCGUGCCUGUGCUCCUCCAUAGCUGCUCAUAGCGGGCACUAAGCUCAGCUCUACCCCAGCUUAGCUCAGCUUCGGCUGCACCCCGGUACACGAGCACCUUUCUGAGAAAGCUUCCUCUUGCUUUUGAGCCAUGGCAGAGCGUGAGGUGGGUUGUUUUUGUUUUUGUUUUUUUUUUAAGCUAUUUGUACGAGUCUUAAGAGGCAGCUGGAUUGCAGCAGGCACUGAGAGCAGAGCAGCCAUGCUCACGGCUGUUCGGAGAGGGGGGGGUUGGCCAGCUUCUCCGUCUCUCAAAACCGGGAUAACCGCACUCCUCCUCCCGCCCGGGGCCAGGCUGAAAGAGAAAUGGGCUGCCCUCUGCCAGGCACCCGUGGUGCGGAGCUUCGCCUGCGAGACCCGUGUCUGCCAGCUUCCCGGGGGAGCUGCCAAAACAGCCGCUCGGCUGCGUCUGCGUGGGCUGGCGCGCGAUCGGGGCUGAGGUACAAAGCAAAGCAGGGAUGUGAGGAGCACGGGGAGGGCAGAAAUACUGAGAACAAGUCUGAGAUAUUUAAUAAGCAGUAACUGUUGUAAUAAAAUCGGGUUUUUUCUAAUGA
Tyto alba (common barn owl) is the source of this 2633-nucleotide messenger RNA. RefSeq names its product CD5 molecule (gene CD5). Lineage: Eukaryota; Metazoa; Chordata; Aves; Strigiformes; Tytonidae. The record is from RefSeq and is a predicted model, not a curated record. The coding region runs from base 55 to 1485 and encodes 476 amino acids. The transcript has 10 exons. Gene Ontology annotation, biological process: T cell costimulation. Gene Ontology annotation, cellular component: plasma membrane.